UGCGGACACACGCGUCGGUGAUGAAGUURCCGGUGGCUCCAAUGUCGAGGAGGGCCCGKAACUUAGUUGUAGACGCACCAAGGGUGGCAGCGAUGAAUUUGAGGUGGAAACGAGAUGAGUUGGYGGUGGAGAUGAUGGUGUUGAGGCGGCGUUGUUCGUUGCCUAAGCGGACAAGCCGAUCGUGUYGGGCUUGUUCYUCAACAACAUCGGAGAAGGUGAUAGUGGAUGCAUUUGGAGGAAGGGUAGAGGAGCAUGAGGCAGUGGGAGGUGUUUGCGAUGCCUGGGAAUCGUCCGGUGGAGGGGGCGUCGCCGGAGAGGGGGAAGGCAAACGAAUUGUCGAUGUCAGAUGGGCCAUCGGUGCGACGAAGGAUGUCACUGAUGGUGAUGGAGGUGGUGUCUUCGGGGGUGAUGUGGUGGGAAAAGCGGGUGCGGGAGGUGCCGGGGGGGGCCUGGUGGUGGGGGUGGAGGAGUCGAUCGUGGUGRAGCAUGCGAGAGAGGAGGUCAGCAAGGGGCAUGUCGGGUUCGUGGGCGAGGGCGGUUGCAAGGUCUUUGUGGCAUACUCGUUUGAUGCGGGAGAUGAACGCAUAGUCGGGAAUGACGGUGUGGGGGAGGUGGUAUCGGAGGGAGCGGACGUAUUGGACGAAGCGGUCCGUGGGACCGGUCUGGCGGAGGUGGCAAAAUUGUUCAAGGUAGUCGUCAAUGGUUUUCUGGGGGCGGAAGGUGGCAGUGAGGAGGGUGGCCCAUUGGAGGAAGGUGGGGCGUGGUCCUCUGGAGGCUCGGCGGUUGCUAGCUUCAACCAUCCACCAUUUGGCUGCAUUGCCGAGGAGGCGGGAGGUGGCAAUGGGCAAGGGGCAUGUGGUGGAGCUGAAAAGAGUUCUGAAGCUGGGUUAGGAAGAGGAAAACGUCCUCGUUGGGGAGGCCGGAGAAGGACAUGAUUUCGCCAGAUCGGAAGGAACGGGGGAUUUCCCCGUCGCGGUGAACGAUCUG
Molecule: messenger RNA, 987 nt
Organism: Chara braunii
Lineage: Eukaryota; Viridiplantae; Streptophyta; Charophyceae; Charales; Characeae
Source: the annotation of a GenBank genome assembly